Molecule: messenger RNA, 831 nt
Organism: Aspergillus wentii DTO 134E9
Lineage: Eukaryota; Fungi; Ascomycota; Eurotiomycetes; Eurotiales; Aspergillaceae
Product: O-methyltransferase
Exons: 1
Coding region: 1-831 (276 amino acids)
Molecular function (GO): O-methyltransferase activity
Source: RefSeq, a predicted model, not a curated record
AUGUCCCACGCAGGCACUCUCCACCCCCGCCCCGGCGCUCGCGACGAUGACCGCGAACUCAAACUCCUCCACUUCAUCUACAACCAACCCAACCUGGACGACAUCCAAGGCCACCCGCAAAAAGUGCUCGACCUCAUCGACGACUUCGACAAAGAAUACCACUUCAUGAAUGUCGGCGCGGCAAAGGGGAAAGUCGUCCUCGAUCUCAUCGCCGAAGUCAAACCUGCCACCAUGAUCGAACUAGGUGGGUAUGUGGGCUAUUCGGCCAUCUUGUUCGGUGAUGCUGUCCGUCGCGCGGGAGGGAAGCAGUAUCUCUCUCUCGAGCUGGAUCCGGAGUAUGCGGCUAUUGCGAAUAUGUUGAUUGAGUUGGCGGGUUUGCGUGAUUUUGUGAGGAUUCUAGUCGGUCGGAGUGAUGUUUCACUGCAUAAGUUGUAUACGACGGGGCAGGUGAAGCAUGUUGAGCUGAUGUUUAUCGACCACUAUAAACCCGCCUACACGACUGAUGUCAAGUUAUGCGAGCACCUCCGCAUGAUCUCGCCUGGUUCAGUACUCGCAGCUGAUAAUGUGAUCAAGCCCGGUAACCCCCCGUAUCUGGAAUACAUUCGCAGCACGGUCGAGCAGAAGCGUGAGGCGGCUAAGAAGGGCUCCACGGGGUAUAAAUUUGAGGGGAUCCCCGAGCGGACGAUUCAGUCUUUUGUGGGACAGGAUGAUAAGCCUCGUUUUGAUGUUGUUGGCAACCCGAAUCUGGUUUAUCAGAGUGUGCUCAGUCAGCCUGAGGGGUGUUUGGAUGCUGUUGAAGUGAGUCGCUGUGUGAGGGAGGAAACUGAGUAG